AUGGUUAACGGCGCGGAAUUAAAUGAAGGCAAUGCGGUGACGAUGGUGGCCUCCCAACGACUUCCCGAGUUGGUUGCAGCAGAUCCCGAGAUGUGGUUCGCGAUGAUCGAAUCUCAAUUCGUAAGAAACCACAUCACCGAUAAGCAGCAGCAGUACCUGCAGGUAUUAUCAUCCAUACCUUCGCGGUACGCGACCGAAGUGCGGGACAUCAUCAUGAAACCGCUUACUGCUGCCCUAUACGACGAACUGAAAGUGCAGCUGAUUAAAAGGUUAAGCGUCAGUCAAGAAGAGAAAACCCGCAAGCUGCUUGAAGGAGAGAAAAUGGGCGAUGAGAAACCAUCGCAAUAUCUUCGCCGAUUACAAGCGCAAGCUGGAUCAUCGUUCCCUGAUCAUCUUCUUAAGACACUGUGGCUACGGGGUUUACCGGAAAAAUAUCAAACGGCUAUGGCUACCCAACAGGAAAAGGCCGUCACAGCUAUGGCAGAAGUCGCCGACUUCAUCCAUGGAUUGCUGCCUUCACGCCCGUCAAUUGCAGAAGUGGCGAUAACCCGGGAUACACAGCUUGCCCUAACGAUGCAACAAUUGCACCUGGAAAUUGCUGAGAUUAAGAACCAUCUAGGCAUCAUGAACGCCCGUGGAAGUGAAGCAGAAUUCUAUAGGCGUGGCAGGUCCCAGACACCCCAUCGAGGUCAUAAUUCCCAGCAGAGACCCCGCUCUCGGUCACUUCAACGGGGCCCACGGCCUCCUGGUAUGUGCUGGUACCAUUAA
Cotesia glomerata is the source of this 768-nucleotide messenger RNA. RefSeq lists its product as uncharacterized. The transcript has a single exon. The record is from RefSeq and is a predicted model, not a curated record. Bases 1 to 768 code for a protein of 255 amino acids. NCBI's taxonomy places the organism in Eukaryota, Metazoa, Arthropoda, Insecta, Hymenoptera, Braconidae.